Messenger RNA from Podarcis lilfordi (Lilford's wall lizard), 14103 nucleotides. The record is from the annotation of a GenBank genome assembly. Lineage: Eukaryota; Metazoa; Chordata; Lepidosauria; Squamata; Lacertidae.
CAUGCUGCCUCCAUUUGUGCCAGUUUCCACGUCUCAUUAAACUUCAUUCGCAAGUGCUGCUUGAGGCUCCCAUCCCUGACUAUAAAUUCGUCUGUAAGCUCAUAGCUGUAUCCAUUGCCUUUUUGGGACCAGGUCUUCUUGAAGUCCUUCUCAGCUCUUGAUUAUCCCAACACCAUGAGAAUUCUUCUGUGCACAGGCCUCCUCUUGAGCUUGUUUUCAGUAGGUGAGUAGAAACCAGAGAUUCUGUGUUCCAUUAACUUCCUCUAGAAUAGUGAGGGGGUCAGUGGAGCUAGUGAAAGGAGGUCAAGAACUUCAUGUGCUCCUGGAUGGGGUAUUGAAUAGAUGGAUAUUAGGAUGAAGAGCAGGAGAAUCUGGGAAUCUUGGUGUGAUGAGAAAGUGAAUCAUACAAGUUACCAAAGUCCCCUAACACUAUCAUAUUUAUCUCUACACCAAAGGAGUGCAAUCUAGGAAUGUUGAUGCCAAGCAGGCUCCCCCUGCUGCAAAGAUCUCCUUCCUGUCAAGGAAAAGUCCCUAAAUGGAGUGUUCUGAUGUCAUGGAGGGGUUGAACUGCCCCAGCAUCCAUUGGACUCUGUUCUUGGCUGCUGUGGCCCCCUACCUCCACCUGCUGCACUUGCCAGCAUGCUAUGCUAGGGGUGGAUUGCUCCAUUAGGGAGCAAAUUGGGCAUGCAGGCAAUGGGAUGGGGGUGGGGAAUAAAACUUCUCAUCACAUAUUAUUUUGCUUUUAAUGAGCUAUUGCUCCAGAACUGCAGUGGCAUGUUAAGAGUAGAGAUCUAAGCAAACAGCAGCUAGCUUAAUUCCAGCUGCGUCAUUAUCUGCCGAGCCAGGGGAAAUGGCGGAGGAGGAUUCUUAUACAAACUUGUUGAAGGAAAUCCUGGCUCAGAUUCAAGCCUUGAAGUCGAUUCAGCAAGAUGUGGCAGAACUUUAAAAAAUACUUUCAACAGAUGCAAGAGGAAACGUCUCAUUAUGAAGAUUGCUUGACUGUCCACAAAACACUUAUGCAAGGAAGUCGUAAUAUUUAGAGUAAACAAAUUACUUAUUUAGAGUCACAACUGCAGGGAAUCUUGGGGAGUUUGUACGGAUUUUUUUUAAAAAAAAAACACCUGUGGAAUGGUCUCCCUCUGGAAGUUAUGGACUCUCCUUCUUGGAGGAUUUUAAGCAGAGGCUGGAUGGCCAUCCAUCAUGGAUGCUUAGUUGAGAUUCCUGCAUCAUAGGGGGUUGGAGCAGAUGUCCUGUGGGGUCCCUUCCAAGUUUAAAAUCCUAUGAUAUUAUGUGUGGUCUUUCUCUAUGCAAUUAAAAGAGAGAACUUUGGAAAGAACUUAGAAAGUUAUAUAUUAAGGGUUUAUUUUGCUGUCUAUUUUGUGAUUUUAAGUUGCUACUGGGGUUUUCUCUUGGCAUCCAAGAACUGUCUUUUUAUACCUUUUUUUUCUUGAGUCAGCAAAAUGGAGAUGCCUGGGGCAUAUGAACAGGACACUGAGCUUUUGUGAUCUUCCUUUCUCUCUGCAGGGGCGCCACUACAAUGUAUGACAUGUCUAUAUCUGUACAACAACACUUGUCUCAUGCGACAGGCACGUAAAUGUUCAGAAGAUACUUGCCGUGAAGUUGCUCUACAAAGCAAUAUAUGUGAGUAAGGUUUCUUUCCCCCCGCACCCAUGUACAAAGAACCCUUCUCAACGGAGGCCUUCCACACACUCAGAAAUUACCAUGCUCUCUGCGAUCAAAGAAUUACAGUAAAAUCCAUACACAUGUGACUCAGCCCAAAAGUCUUCUGUAAAAUAUACAGAAGAGUCUGCCUGCGUUCAACAUCUUCUCCUCACAGAAGGAAUUAUGUGGACUACAACUUUAUUAAUGGGGAUGAAGGAUUCUCCAGAAAGAUUUAUGAGUUCUAUGAUGAUAUUACAAGGGGAGCAACUGACAUAUUUAGUGAUUCAUCUCUUAACCAGGACUUUUCCCCUCCAAAUGUUCUGUCUUCAGUGAAAAAGCUAAAAGAUUGAUUUAGGUUUUUUAACACUUCAAGGCUGAGUAUGUGGGAGUCCAUUUUUCAGGAGCCUCCUAAAUAUGAUACAGUCAGAUAUUGUAAACCAACAAUUCUAUAUCUGAUUUUCUUCGAUGUUCUGCUGAAAUUGAGAAUGCUGAGGUUGGCUGUUGGGAUCAGGCACGAUCCCUGGCAUGAACCAGGCCUAGAAAAGAUUCUAGUGUAUAGUCUUUCUGGCCCCCAUCAUCUUCCUGCAUGGGAUGUUGUAGGAAUCCACUGAGAAUGGAUAAUCAAUCAAAUGUCCUUCCAUCCACCCACUCAAUCAAAACAUGGCACAGAUUCUAUAAUGAACUACUUUUUAAACGUGUACCCACGAUACAUUAAUAGGUACAUACUUUUUAAAUGUAUAUAAUUUCCUACUCAUUGAUGUAUAGAGGCGCUCUUUGCUUUUCUUCUUUCUGAAUUGUUGUUUCUGACCAAAUUCAUGCUAUAUGCACUAAAAUUCAAAUCCUAACUAUGUGAACUCAGAAGCAAAUCCCAAUGAAUUCAGUGAGCCUUACUCCCAGAUGUGUGGGGGUUCAGAUUUCAGCCUUAAAUAGCUUCCUGCUGUAAAAUUUAAAAGCCAAGGGGACACAUAAAUCAUUAUUGUUCUUUUCUGAUGGAAAAAGAUAUCUUUGGUUACUUCUGAAUUUUAUCCAUGCUCCUCAGUCGUAGCCUCUUUGUUUUUUUUUUUUUUUUAUAUAAUUUUUUAAUUGAUUUUAUAGACAAGUUUUAUACAAUACAAACAAAUAAAAAGACAUACAAACAUGUAUAGUUUCAUAACCUUUUUUUUCAUAACCCUCUCUUCUCGGACUUCCCCAAAUCUCCCCUUCCUACAUCCCAAUUUCCAAAAUUAUUUCAGCAAAUUCUAAAUAAUUUUAUCAAAUAUAUUUUUCUUAUUUUUUUUUUCUUCAACUUAAUCUUAUGUCGCUGUAAUCUCCUUUUCUUUCUCCAAACCUCGACAUUUUAACAUUCCUCAAUUUUAUGAUAGUUCUUUAGAUAGAUUUUAAAUUUCUUCCAAUCUUCUUCCACCGUCUCUUUCCCCUGCUCACGGAUUCUGCCGGUCAUCUCCGCCAAUGUCAUAUAGUCUAUAACCUUCAUCUGCCACUCUUCCAAGGUGGGUAGUUCUUCUGUCUUCCAAUACUUUGCGAUGAGUAUUCUUGCUGCUGUCGUAGCAUACAUAAAAAAAGUUCUGUCUUUCUUUGAUACCAAUUGGUCGGCAAUGCCCAAGAGAAAGGCCUCUGGUUUCUUCAAGAAAGUACAUUUAAGUACCUUUUUAAUUCAUUAUAUAUCAUUUCCCAGAAAGCCUUAAUCUUUGGGCACGUCCACCAAAGGUGAUAAAAAGUACCUUCAGUUUCUUUACACUUCCAACACUUAUUAUCAGGCAAAUGAUAAAUUUUUGCUAGCUUGACUGGAGUCAUGUACCACCUAUAGAUCAUUUUCAUAAUAUUUUCCUUUAUGGCAUUACAUGCCGUAAAUUUUAUACCGGUGUUCCACAACCAUUCCCAGUCAGCAAACAUAAUGUUAUGACCAAUGUCCUGUGCCCACUUAAUCAUAGCUGAUUUAACUGUUUCAUCUUGUGUAUUCCAUUUCAGCAGCAAAUUAUACAUUCUUGACAAGUUCUUAGUAUUGGGUUCUAACAGUUCAGUUUCUAAUUUUGAUUUCUCCACCUGGAAGCCAAUUUUCCUGUCUUGUUUAUACACCUCCAUUAUUUGAUAAUAAUGGAGCCAAUCUCGUACUUUGGGUUUCAAUUUCUCAUAGCUCUGUAGCUUCAACUUAUCUCCAUCUUGUUCCAAAAUUUCCCGAUACUUUAGCCAUUCGGCUUCCAUAUUAAGCUUUUUCAACGCCGUGGCUUCCAAAGGUGACAACCAUCUAGGGUCUUACUUUCCACCAAAUCUUUAUAUCUUAUCCAAACGUUAUAUAAUGCUUUCCUGACAAUAUGAUUUUUAAAGGCCUUAUGCACCUUGAUUUUAUCAUACCAUAAAUAUGCAUGCCAACCAAAUGUAUUGUUAAAACCUUCUAAGUCCAAGAUGUCUGUAUUCUCGAGGAGCAUCCAUUCUUUCAGCCAGCAAAAAGUUGCUGCUUCAUAAUACAGUUUUAAGUCCGGCAGGGCAAACCCCCUCUUUCUUUUGCAUCCGUCAGUAUUUUAAAUUUUAUUCUGGGCUUUUGCCCUGCCAGACAAAUUUCGAAAUAUCCUUCUGCCACCUCUUGAAACAGUCUAUCUUGUCUAGAAUUUGUAGUGUUUGAAACAAGAAUAACAUUCUAGGCAAUACAUUCAUCUUAAUAACUGCAAUUCGGCCUAACAUUGACAAUUUCAAAUUUGACCAUAUUUCUAGAUCUUUUUAAUUUCCGACCAACAUUUUUCAUAAUUGUCUUUAUACAGGUUCAAAUUUUUAGAUGUCAAAUAAACCCCUAGGUAUUUCACCUUCUUUACCACUGUCAAACCUGUUUCAUUCUGAAACUUCUCCCUCUCCAUGACUGUUAAAUUUUUUUUCCAAAACUUUAGUCUUUUGUUUAUUCAAUUUAAAUCCAGCUACCUGGCCAAAUUCUUGGAUUAGGUCCAACACCCUUUUUGUACUAGUGUCUGGCUCUUGUAAAGUAAGUACUAAAUCAUCUGCAAAGGCCCUUAACUUGUACUGUUUCGCUCCGACCUGUACACCUUUGACCUGCUGGUCAUCUCUAAUCAUAUUUAGCAACACCUCCAGAACAGAAAUAAAAAGUAAUGGGGAAAUAGGGCACCCCUGUCGUGUCCCUUUUUCUAUUUUAAAUUCUUCAGUUAUCACAUUAUUUACAAUCAAUUUAGCUUUUUGUUCAGUGUAUAUGGCACCCAUACCAUUCUCGGAUCCUUGGCCUACCCCCAUCCCAUGAAGAUUCUUUUUCAUAAAACUCCAAGAAAUAUUGUCAAAGGCUUUCUCCGCAUCUACAAAGAUCAGAACUGCUUUAGUGUUUAUAUUCACCUCUAAUAAUUCCAAAAUGUCUAUUAUGUUCCUCACAUUGUCUGAUAAAUGCCUUUUUGGGAGAAAGCCUGCUUGGUCCUUAUGAAUCUUCUCCAUCAGCACUCUUUUCAAUCUUUUUGCCAAAAUGUCUGCAAAAAUUUUGUAAUCCACAUUAAGUAAUGAUAUUGGGCGGUAGUUCUUAAGUUGAUUCUUUUCAAUCUCUGUCUUUGGUAUGAGUGUAAUGUACGCUUCUUUCCACGAUUCUGGUGCCCUUUUCCCCUCUAAGAUCUCAUUACAGACUUCCUUUAAUGGUUGUACCAACCACUCCUUCAAAGCCUUAUAAUAUCUGGAAGUCAGUCCAUCUGGUCCUGGAGAUUUGCCCAGUUGCAUGUUUUGAAUGGCACCCUCUAUCUCUUGAUCUGUUAUUCUCUGAUUUAGAUCCACCUUACUUUGGUGAGAGAUUUUUGUAGUCCAUACUUUUAAGAAAUUCUUCUAUAUCCUCCUCCUUCUGUGGUCCUUGUGAAUAUAGUUUUUAAAAUAACUCAAAAACAAUUUCUUAUCUCGUUAGGUUUAGAUAUAUUCUUUCCAUCCACUUCUAGGCUUGUAACUGUAUUUAGUUUCUGCCUUUUCUUCAAUUGCCAAGCCAGAAGUUUACCACAUUUAUCUGCAGAUUCAAAUGUCUUUUGUCUCAUUUGUUUUAUCUUCCAUUCAAUCUCUUGAUUCAUCAAUUCCAUAUAUUGUGUCUGAUAUAACUUAAUCUCUCUCAAAAUCUCCUGGGACUUUGGUUUUGAUCUCAAUUUCUUCUCUCCUUCUUUUAUCUUUUCCAAGAUCUUGUCCUUCUUCUCAUUUUGCUUUCUCUUUUUUACAGAAUUUUGUUGAAUUAGAAAUCCUCGCAUCACUGCUUUACUUGCGUCCCAGAUCACUCUUUUUUCUACAUCAGUUUUUAGAUUUAUUUCAAAAUAGUCCUUUAAAGUUUUUUGGGCCUUUCUAUGGAUCUCCUCAUCUCGAAACAGGGUGUCAUUCAUCCUCCAUCUGAAUUGACCAGUUGUUGUAAGUUUCAUUUCCAUCCUCACGGCGUUAUGGUCGGAGCAGGUCUUUGGGCAGAUUUCCACUUUUUAAUCUUUGGAGCCAACCCACUAGUAAUCCAAAUUUGAUCGAUUCUGGUCCAGGUCAUCAUUGCUUCAGAGAAAAGGUUCCCUCUCUCUCGAGAGGAUUCCUUGUUCUCCAAAUAUCAAUCAAGUCCAUAUUUUCAGUUAUUUCAAAGAAAGUCUUUGGUAGUCUCCCAUCUCUGGUGAUUACCUGUCUUUGUGCUUUGUCCAUAUUUGUAGAUACCACUCCAUUCAUGUCUCCCAUCAUGAUUAAUUUGUAAUCCAAAUAGUCCAACAAUGUCUCAUGCAACUUCUUAAAAAUUCUGACUUCCCUUCAUUAGGUGCGUAAAUCCCUAGUAUCAAAAAUUUUUCACCUUGAAUUUGCACUUCAAUUGCCAAAUACCUUCCUUGUUCAUCUUUAAAUAUAAACUUUGGGGAAAGUUUUUCUUUUGCAUAGAUUACCACUCCUCUUUUCUUAACUUUAUCCGAUGAAAUAAAUUCUUGGCCUAAUCUCUUAUUGACGAGUAGUUUCCUAUGCAAUCUUGUUAUAUGAGUUUCCUGUAGACAAAUUAAGUCCAACUGCUCUUUUUUCAGUAAAUGAAAUAUAUUUUUCCUCUUUCGCGGAAGGUUAAGUCCGUUACAAUUCCAACUUAGAAGUUGCAGGGCCAUCCUGAAGCUAUUUGCCUCCUGUUGCUCCAAGUAGUUGUUCUUCUUUUGUUGGUGAUUUCAAUCCAAACGUCAAGUUUAAAAUGUCUGUUGCGUCUUUCGAUUCUGGUGUUAUUUCCUCUCCGACUGUUCCUUUCAGAAGGUCUUCCCUAUAGUGAUUUAAAAAUUGAUCUCGAUCUUCUACUGAUCUUAUCCUUAUUUUCCUACCUUUGAAUUUAAAAGAUAGGCCUUGCGGGAAUUCCCACCUGAGAGGUGCUUCGUUCUUCUUCAGCAAUCCGACCAGUUCUUUAUAGUUUGUUCUUGCGUCUAGAAUUUCCUUUGGAAUAUCUUUAAAAAUCUCCACAAAAGAAUCUUCGAUCUCGAGUGUUCUUUGAAAAUGCAGGCUCAAUAUUUUAUCUCUCUCUUCUCUUGAUCCUAAUGUUAUUAGGCAAUCCCUUGGCUUCUUCCUGCCUUGUGCUCUUCCCAGUCUAAAGGCAGUGACUAUUUUAAUUUCUUCUUUCUCUAACUCCUGUUGCCAAAAAUCCAUAAAUUCUUUAGAAAGGAAGUUCGCCAAGUUAUCUCCUUCACUUUCAGGCACCGCUCGUAGUCUUAAAUUUCUGUCUCUUCUCUGCAAUUCAAGCAUAGACAGGGCCAAUGUGUGAUCUUCUAACUUUUUGCAAACUGGUACAAUUUUUUCCUGUGUAGCAUCCGCCGAGACUUUAGCCUCAUCAGCAGAGACUUUGGCUUCUUCUGCGAUUUUACGUAUAUUGGCAGAGUCCUCUAGUAUUUUAUUAAUAGAUUCUGUAUUAGAUGUCACCCUUUUCCCUAAUUCAUUCACACUUUGUGUAUUCUGAUCAAGUUUAAUUGAGAGUUCUGUCAAUUUUCUGCUAUUUUCCACCCCCUGCUUUGUCAAAGAUUCCAAAGACUCAUUUAUUUUAACCAAAGCUUGUGUUACAGGAUCUGAUGACAUUAUUGUUCUUGUCUGACCAGUUGCAGCUGGUGCCACUGGGAUGCCUGGGACUGAAACUCUUCGCUGUGAAGAUUUUACUUUGUAUUGUCUCCCAGACCUGGUUGUUGUCUCUUCUGGUGCACCACUCAUGCCUAGCCAAGGUCACUCUCACAGCUGUUAGUUGUUUUCAAGGAAAUUUCCACUGCCUUAGUAGUUACAAUCCAAUUUGCAACAAUUAUCAAAGUGCCCUCUAGGGGAAGAAAGUUUCCAAAACUACACAAAAUGUCUUACAGCCAAAAAUUCCCCUGAGGUUUCCCAGUAGUCAAUUGUAACAGUUCUUAUAUUUUCAGAGUUCAACAAACCUGUAAUUUAGUAUCUCUCCUGAGCUGAGUAGUUUAAAACAAUGUAACAAUCCAAAUGACAGUUCACUGACAGUUCUCUCUCUCCAGGUUCCUUUGCCCCGGCAGUCCGUUUCAGGGGUGUUUGACACAGUGGUGAAAAGUUUUUAAAGUCCUUUUCUGGCAGGUUCUAAUCACAGUUUCCUCCCCCUUUUGCUCCUGCCUACCAAAAGGGGGGAAGUUCACAGUUUAUGUCUGGUUCUCUUAACUCUUUGCGAUCUCUCAAUGGUUACAGCUUUAAUCCUUCUUUGCUUUAUCCUUAUGCAGUCCGGGAAAGGCUGACUUCCUUACUUUAAACCAGUCCCGUUUUCAGCCAAAUUUCAAAAGGAUAGUUGUAAAUCCCAAUUAGGUCUCAGUCUUACUCACGAGUUUUGCUUUAUAAUCCAAUUUUCAGGAAGGAAUCGGCGCUCUCCGGCUAUGGCGAUGCGGCUUCGCUUCACAAGCUGGGUAUCGGCUCUCAGCACCGCUUCUCCCCCCGCUGCCGUUCCGGAGCCUUUAAAAAGGCUCCCUUGCGAUUUCGGGGGGGCGCGAUGGUGCCCACCGAGCCUCCUUGUUCACAGGCUUCCGCGCCUGUAAUUUUUGAGGGUCCCCGCUUCGCCGUAGCGGCAGGACCCGAACUUGUAAAGCAGACCCCCUCCGGAGCUCGGAGGGAAAUCCGCCAUUAACCGAUGGCGCCGACCGGAAGUCCCCUGUGGCUCAGUCGUAGCCUCUUUGUCCAAUUUGGGAGAACCACCAGGGUAUGACUGCCCAUCACCCCAAUCUCCAUUUUAAAAGUGACAUUACAUUUAAAAUGAUUUUCCUUGCUCCCCCUAGGUCCUGCUAUCAUUUUUACAUUUUUACAAUGUUAAAAUUCGCUUAUCUGAAUGUAAUACAUUUUGCCCAAACCUUGCUAUAUUCUCUGCAGAUUUAUAUAUUCGAAAAGCCAAAGUUUGCCCCCUUCCUUCCUUCCUUCCUUCCUUCCUUCCUUCCUUCCUUGUUUAUGCUUUGCAGGUUGGCAGCAGCUAUUUUUGGGCAGAAGUCAUGCAGGGAGGGAGGGAGGGAGGGAGGGAGAUCAAACAUAUCAGAGAGCAGGAGAGAUCGGCCAAUUCAGGGAGCAGGAGAGAUCAGAGAAAUCAGUUUCUCCUCUGUUUCCCUUUUGCUGGUUGGCUGCAGCCAUUUCAGGAAUAAAUAAUUGAAAAGGGGUUGGGGAGAUCAGAGAAACCCUGGAUUAAAAAUGUUCCCAUAGGAAUUAAUGGAAAUAAUGAACUCAUAAAGCCAAUGCUUGACUAAGGAAUGACCAGGGAACACAUUGAGGGACCUGCAUGUAUUGGCACAAGUCAGCUAACUUUCAUCUUGCCCAUCUUUUCCCCACCAUCUUCUUACCUCUCCAGAUUCUGGGAGACUGGGGGGAAGGGGAGCUGCCUGGCGCAGGAAGGAGAGACAGCUUGGCUUCCUCGCUGGCCUGAGUCAUUGCUGCCUCUUGGACCCCAUUCUCUUCCGCCUCUGGUUCUUGACUGCUCUCUCCCUCAGAUUCUUCCUGCUCACUAAACCCUGUUAUCUUUUCAGUUUCUGACACCUCCAUCUCCCUCUUAUCCCUCUGACCACUCAUUGUCCCACAACAAAGCCCCUGGCUCUGAGCCUUCUUCCCUUGGGGGUUCCCCACCUGGUGCUUCUUGCCUUGCCUCUGCAUCCAGUCAGCCCAUGACACCACUCUUAUAACACCAGUGCACAGCAUCAAACUAAACACUUUCCAUUUUAUGUAUCUAUUAAAUCUCCAAAUAAAAAAAUCUGGGGCAAAAAUGAUUGACUUGAUAUUCCUCUCUAAUUCUUCUUCACAGUUGCUGAAGAUAACCUCAGCCUUACUUACAGUGACUGCGCUAACACUCAGGAUUGUAUCCCAGGCACCUUUUCUAUUUCUGGAGGAACCCCCCGAUUCUUUCGGAUGCAAGCUGAAUGCUGCAAUACUGACGUAUGCAACGAAAACCCUAUUCAAUGUAAGGGCCCUAGUAUUUUGGGCACUUUCUGUAUCAACAAUUCUUGCCCAGAGGCAAAAUAUAGAACUUCCCAAAGACAAAAUGUAACAAUAAGACACUUAUAUUCCACCAAGUGUCCAUUCCUUUAAAUAUAGCCUUUCCAUAAUAUAUGAAUAAUAUACUUCAGCCCUUACAGAAUGUGUAUGGAGCUGACUUACCUACUUGAACCAUUGUGGGCUGACUGGAAGAAGACAUUCGAAACAUUUGCAUCCGGUGAUCUCGUCGUCGGAGUCCCACUUGGGAUUUCACACAGUUGAGGCUCUAUCACAGUGGUUUGAGUGAUUGAUAGUAAGGCUACAACACUCACUGGAAAAUGGGUUGCUUUCAUCCAGUGUGUGGAUUAUCCUUUGUGUGUCGAGGUCCCCAAGCCACCCCAAAUAAACUCACACUUCACACAUCAAUUUUGUUUAAGGUUUUUUGGCAUGAUUUUGGCCACAACUUUAUUUAAAUACACACAUGUGAGUGGUUGCUUAGGCAUUGGUUACGUCUAUCUGUCCUUGCCCCAGGGACAGAACUGACUUCUGGAUUCCAGCUGAAGCCAGUCAGGGAAAACAAUAUUGGGGAGAAAUGAAGCUGGGCAACAGACCCUCACUUCUCACCCGCAUGCUCCCGGGGCUUGCAUGGCCCAAGCCCAAUGCCAGGGACUUGGACGAAAAGGAUGGCAAGCCCUUUUAACAGAAUUCCCUUGCAGCACCACCAUUGGAGGGGUAGGCACUUACCCCUCCACCCACCAAUUUUAACCAAUGCCUAACCGCAAACCUUACAAGUUGUGAUGAUUUGCUACGCAGUAGGCAAAAACCAAAUGGCACCAGCCAAUCAGCCAAAUGGACAAAAUUCCUACCAGGCCCCUGCCCCAACAGCAGGCAACCCCAUGACAGGCACAGCAAGGUCAAAGCAAACAACCCCCCCCCCCAAUUCAGGGAGGGUGGGCGGGUGAUCCGGUGCACACAGCCCAAGAGGAUGCCGAAGGCUGCGUGCCCAGUAUUUGAAACCUUUGACCCCACCUCCAAUUUGGCAACAUCGAAGUCUCCCCAGAGACUCAAAUUACCCAAUCACUGCCCGUGGACAUCCAAACGGGUCUGGCCAGCAACAGUGGGGUGGCCUGCUGGCCCCCACCGCAACACGUGCUCUCUGUUAGGGAGAACACAUUUUAGCAACAAGUAUAUUUCUAGCGGUUCUAUUCUCUUGAUUGAAUGAAGAUACAUUUGGCUGGAACUUUGGUUUUGAGACAUCCCAUAUUGUACUUGAACAUGAUUUUGGUUUUGCAGUUCUCCGCAAAAAUGCUCACCAACUCUGGUCACUCUUCCCUUUAAAAAAACUCAACAACUCUGGGGAAUCCUCCUCCCUCCAAUGACAAUGGGUAGAUCACUGCCAUUUUUUUAUAUAUACUGGGAGUAGAUCACAGUCUCUUGGGAGUUGGACGUGCCUGGUAUAUAUUAUGUAAAGGUUAUAUUUAAAGAAACAGACACUUGGUGGAGUAUAAAUGUCUUGUUUUUACAUUUUGUCUUUGAGAAGUUCUAUGUAAUUGCAUACAGGGUUAUGUGAGCUGUGUUUCUUUAUUUCUCUGUAUUCCUUUGUGUUGUGUUUUGCUUACUUUGUUGCAGAGGCAAAAUAUAACUGGGUGAAAGGUUUGUCUUCCUAGUGUCUCUGGAAAGCAAUUGGACUCCUCUUCACGAGUCCCAUAAAAUCUGAUGUGGGGAUCUUGUGGUUUUCUAUUUGGUCAUCAAAUUUCCCAGCUCAAAAGCAAGUGAUAGUUUUUGCAUGUCUGGGAAAAUCAAGAGAUGUGCACACAUUUAUCAAUUUAUAUAUGAGGGUGAGGGGAAUUGACAUAUUUAUUAGUGUGACUUUAUUUAUAACUGGAUGUGUUACUAUUGUCACAUUCCGUGAAGUUUAAUGAAAGAAGCAACAACCCUUCUAACAUGUCAAAACUAGAUCCUAUUUAAGAUUUGACUGAAUGUUGUAGCAUUUUCAUUUCAUUGUUAGGGGCAGGGCGGCUGUUGCCCACAGCAAACCAGUAUGUACCCAGUAGCAUCAUUCCCAACAAAUGAUCUUGUUAAUGGUGAUAAUCACAAUGAUCACUCCAAGACUGAACCUGAAACCACUAUAAAUGCCUAUCAUGGAUAGUAGAAAAGUAUCAUCUUCCAUUCAAAACAGUAAGCCUGGAUCCUAGAAUCUAUGGGCAAGCCUUGUUUCAUCUCAUAGGCUGGUAAGGAUCAGUGCCAAUCUGCUUUUGUCUUGGCUGGCAGAAUUGUCAAUCUCAUUUCACACAAUUCAGAUGACUCUCAUGCAGAAGCAGGUAGACACCAAGAUGCAUGUUCUGAGAAAGACCUGCAUAUGUUACAUACAGAAGCCAUACUCAUGAGCAACACUCAACAAUAUUUAUAUUAGAUUUUCCCAGCUGGAUGGCACUUUUAGAACACCUUGCCGGGGGGGGGAGUGAUAACCCUUUGUACAAACUGCAAAAUAAGGGCCAGAAUGGACCAGUCAUGUCAGAAUAAAUGGAAUCCAUCUGCUAACCAUAAAUUUCAUUUUGCCAGUGCAACCUGAGAGUUUUGGUCCACUGCAGUGCCCAUUCUGUUUCACAAAGAAUGCAAAUGAUUGUGUGGUCAUCGACACCCAUAACUGCCCUAUUGGAGAGACUAAGUGCAUAACAUUUGCUGGUUUCAUGCAGCAAGGUGAGUAGAACUGCCAAUCAGCAGAGGGUGGGGGGUGAGGGAAAGCAGCUCUCAGCCAUCAGCUACCUGACCCUUUUCUGACCAAAUGUGAUAAAAGCAAAGGAUGGGGUGGGGACCUGCGUUUUCUUUGAGGGGAUGAAUUUAAAGUUUUUUUUACACUGCUUGCCCCAUUCCUCAGUCAAUGGCAUGGUGUUGACCCGCCCCCAGACAGUGCUGGGAAAUCCCUGAUCGCAUGGAAGCAAACAUGUAUAAAGCUGUCAUUCCCAUUUUGAGUUUCCACAUGCCUUGGAGGGAUGUUGUCUUGUGGGCUUUGGGGAAAAUUAAAUUGGUGGCUAAAUUCGCAAAUGUGGGCUUCACCCAAUAGCCUUGAUCUGGUCAGAGUACAAGUAGACAGGGAAGAAAGGGAAAGCAGGGCUCGUGGAAGACAUCAGAAGUGGGCCGUUCUCAGGUGCCAUGGUCCUGAAAUUUGCCCAAGAAUGCCACGCCCUGAUGCCAAACCUGACUCAUAUUACUCUGCUUUAUCUUUCAUUUCAGUGUCUUUUUGGGGGGGAUGAAAUUACAUCUUGUGAAUUUUCAGGGAACAUAACAGGGGUGGGGGUAAAAGGGUCCUGCAGGUUCCCCAAGUGUGCUGGGUCCUUAAAUCCACCCUGACUCAUAUUAACAUUCUUCUCUUUCUAGCGGGUACAAGUCAAGUGUGGGCUGCUUUCAAAGGAUGUGCAACACCAGAUUUCUGUAAUUUCAUAACAACACUCCCAACAGGAGUAAGGCGAAGACUGAAUGUCUUGCUGAGGUUCAAUGUCACCCAAGCGACAUGUGUUGAUGCCCAGCCAUCAUCCUAUACUUCUGGCCUGUAGAUGUGCCCUUCGUGGGACUUGGGAGGAAACUGUGCUAUCAGCGGCAGGGUGUGGAAGAUCUCUAGAGAUGCUGGAGGCAGGUGCAAGAGGGCAGGAAAUUGAGAUUUGGGAGAUGUAGUUAGAGAAAAUAUGGCACAGGGAUUUCCAUUUGAAUUGUGAUCUGAAUAAAUUGAUAAAGCAGACAAAUUCUGUUUCUUGCAUUGGGGCUUUUCAAGUGAAUAAUUUCUAUGCAGUGAUGGCACAAUGAAUGUUAACUUCUGAAGGCCAAGAACGAGAAGAAAAUUGUAAUCUGGGAUAUUAAUAGUUUUCGCCUAAUGGCACAGGUUUUAGUUUUGGUUUUUCUUUAGUAGGGGGAACUAGUUCCACUAGGAAAGCUGAAUGAAGAGAAAAGCAUUACACUUUCUGGCAUUGUUAUGUGCUCAGUCUAGAAGGCUCAUUUUUCCAUUACACCACUAUUAUCUGCAAAUAUGUAAAGAAACUAGAGAUCAGAUAAAAGAUCUCAAUUGUCUGUCCA